This is a messenger RNA of Mytilus trossulus (common blue mussel), 591 nucleotides long. RefSeq lists its product as uncharacterized. The coding region runs from base 1 to 591 and encodes 196 amino acids. NCBI's taxonomy places the organism in Eukaryota, Metazoa, Mollusca, Bivalvia, Mytilida, Mytilidae. The transcript is spliced from 4 exons. The record is from RefSeq and is a predicted model, not a curated record.
AUGGCAGCCUCAACUAUGAUUUCGUUUUUGAAGUUAUUGGUUUUUCUACAAGUUCUUGUGGAUUUCCAACGACUACUUAUAGAAGCUGGUUACAUUAAAUGGGAAGUCAUGGAAGUAGUGUUUGGUGACAAUGUCACAAUUCAAUGUACGUAUUAUAACCGUCUAUCUUGCACUGAUCAUAUCUUCUGGACAUGGACUACUGGGAAGGAAAAUGAACUCAUCAUGACUAACGGCACUCUUUCUGAGAAGUACAAGAAUGGAAAAAAAUAUUCCGAAAGAAGAUCGUCGUGCACUCAGCAUUCCAAUCUAGUGAUAUCCAACUUUAGCGAAAUAGAUUACAGGAAGAAAUACAAAUGUGGCAUUGCAAAUAUAAAAAGUACGGAAAGUUCAUUUGUGGAGUAUCCAAAAGAGGAGAUCACUUUCGAAAAUAUAUCAUAUGAAUAUGCUCCUGCUCAAAAGAUGGUAUCGACUGUAUUGCAUUUGAAAGAUCAACAAGUGUUUUUCAGUCUUAAGAUUGAUAAAAUAUAUCCAGUUCCAGAGUGUCAAGCAACAUUUGCAGUAAGCAUUUCUAAUUCAAGAUCUUUAUUCUGA